This is a messenger RNA of Nyctereutes procyonoides (raccoon dog), 10963 nucleotides long. It is a transcript of the gene COL4A4, whose product is annotated as collagen type IV alpha 4 chain. The transcript is spliced from 50 exons. Gene Ontology annotation, molecular function: extracellular matrix structural constituent. Gene Ontology annotation, cellular component: collagen trimer. NCBI's taxonomy places the organism in Eukaryota, Metazoa, Chordata, Mammalia, Carnivora, Canidae. Bases 581 to 5647 code for a protein of 1688 amino acids. The record is from RefSeq and is a predicted model, not a curated record.
AGCGGCCGUGCCCAGAUUAAGCGCGCGGCGCGCGGGGCGGCGGCACUCGGGCGGCCCAGCCGCUCCCGGCUCCGGCUCCGGCUCCCCGCUCCCCGCUCCCCGCUCCGGCUCCGGCUCCCGCUCCCGGCUCCCCGCUCCGCGCUCCCCGCUCCCCCACCGGCCUCGCAGCCGCGCGUGGAUCUGGACCCGGCGGAGCGGGACGCGCGGGCUGCGACCUGCGACCCUGCGGUUCCGGAGCGGCGGGUGUCCCCAGAGCGAUGUGCCAGCUGUGGCUGUGCCACCAGGAUCGCCUAAGGAGCCUCUAAAAAUCCUGACACCCAAUUCAUCCCAAGCCAAUCACAUCAGACUUUCCAGUGAUAGGACUCAGCCAGGUCAUUUUGACAGAAGAUCAGACUUGGCUUCAUUCCCUUUGGGAGGCUGCAGUCCACUGAGGGACACUUCUGAUGCUGCAACAGAGCAGGAAAGACCCCUGUGAUAUAAAUACGGGCAUAGAACCUCACUUAUAAGUGAGAGUCUUCUGGAAGAGAAGAGAAACCUGACAAUCUUUUUUAAGUCCCAAGACUUGACUGUGAGGUAAUCCAUGCACAUGGCAUCAGUAAGGUGUUCAUUCAGGUGGAUCAAGCCCUUGGCCAGAGAUCCCUGGUCACUUAUAUUUAUCCUCUUUUCUGUACAACAUGCAUAUGGGAGUGGAAAGAAGUUUGUCGGCCCCUGUGGAGGAAGAGAUUGCUCGGUGUGCCAUUGCUUUCCUGAAAAAGGGUCUCGGGGUCAACCAGGACCGCCGGGGCCACAGGGUCCCAUUGGACCCCUGGGACUGCCAGGACCCACAGGAAUUCCAGGAGAGAAAGGGAUGAGAGGUGACAGUGGCCCUCCUGGAGCAGCAGGUGACAAAGGUGACAAGGGUCCAACUGGUGUUCCUGGAUUUCCAGGGUUGGAUGGCAUACCUGGCCACCCAGGGCCUCCUGGAUCCAGAGGCAAGCCUGGCAUGCAUGGCUACAAUGGUUCACGAGGUGAUCCAGGGUUUCCAGGAGAAAGAGGAGUUCCUGGCCCAGGAGGCCCCCCAGGCCUUCCUGGUGAAAGGGGAGAAAAAGGAAAUUCAGUGUUCAUUUUAGGUGCCAUUAAAGGUAUUCAGGGUGACAGGGGGGACCCAGGACCUCCUGGCUUGCCGGGACCGAAGGGGGCACGAGGACCGGCAGGCCCAAGGGGACAGCCAGGAGAGCCUGGGUUAACAGGUGCUCCGGGCCAUCCUGGGAGACCAGGCUUGAAGGGUAAUCCUGGUGUGGGAGUAAAGGGGCAAAUGGGAGACCCGGGUGAGGUUGGCCAGCAGGGUUCUCCUGGACCCACCUUACUGGUACAGCCACCUGAUUCCUGUCUGUAUAAAGGAGAAAAGGGUAUAAAAGGAAUGCCUGGUAUGAUUGGACCUCCAGGACCACCGGGACCCAAGGGAGAACCUGGAAUUGGACCAAAAGGAGAGAAGGGUAUUCCUGGGUUCUCAGGACCUCGGGGUGAUCCGGGUUCCUAUGGCUCUCCAGGUUUCCCAGGAUUAAAGGGGGAACCAGGUCUGUUUGGAGAUCCUGGAUCAUUUGGAUUUGCUGGCCCAAAGGGGGAUCCUGGAGACCGUGGGUACCCAGGACCACCGGGUGUUCUGGUAACUCCAUCUGUUCCACUCAAAGGCCCUCCAGGGGAUCCCGGGCGCCCUGGCCGCUAUGGAGAAAUGGGGUCCGUUGGACCACCUGGUUCCCCUGGUCCCCCAGGUCCACCAGGGGAAGCCUGUGCAGGCAUGAUGGGACCCCCUGGACCAAGAGGGUUUCCUGGUCAUCCGGGAUUUCCAGGGGCAGCUGGUAUCCCAGGGAGAGCGGAUUUCAGUCCAGGAAAACCAGGGAAACCAGGACCUCCUGGAUUGCCUGGAGCACCAGGGCUGCAAGGACCCCCAGGAUCAGAUGUUAUAUAUUGUAGUGUUGGGCAUCCUGGACCACAAGGGAUAAAAGGCAAAAUGGGUCCUCCAGGAAGAAGAGGCUCGAAAGGAGAAAAAGGAAAUGCGGGGCUCUGUGCCUGUGAGCCUGGUCCCAUGGGCCCACCAGGCCCUCCAGGACUUCCUGGAAGGCAGGGUAGUAAGGGAGACUUGGGGCUCCCUGGGUGGAUUGGAGAGAAAGGUCACCCAGGCCCUCCUGGUGCUGAAGGAUCUCCAGGAUCACCAGGAAAGCAUGGUGCCUCAGGACCACCUGGCAGCAAAGGAGAAAAGGGCGACAGGGUUGUAUCAAGAGUGAAAGGGAAAAAAGGAGAAAGAGGUCCUGAUGGGCUCCCAGGAUUUCCAGGACAACAGGGACAAAAUGGUCGGGAUGGACUUCCUGGAAAAAAGGGGGAUCCAGGCCCCCCGGGGGGUCAUGAGGAUGCAGCCCCAGGUGCUAAAGGGUCUCCUGGACCACCGGGGCCCCCGGGCAGAACAGGACCCAGGGGACAACCAGGUCUGGGAUUUCCCGGUCCACCAGGAGAGAGAGGACAACCAGGAGCUCCAGGCCGCCCUGGCGAGAGGGGCUUCGAGGGCUUGAAGGGCCUGAAAGGUGAUACAAUUUCUUGUAACGUCACCUACCCUGGGAGGCCGGGGCCCCCAGGUUUUGAUGGACCUCCAGGACCAAAGGGCUUUCCGGGUCCUCGAGGCGCUCCAGGGUUGAGGUGCUUGGAUGGGCCAAAAGGUCAGCGUGGCAAACCAGGAAUGUCAGAGAUACCCGGUCCACCCGGUUUUCGUGGUGACAUGGGAGAUCCGGGUUUUGAAGGUGAAAAGGGGUCCUCCCUUCUUGGGCCGCCAGGCUUUCCUGGUUCUCGUGGAGCAAAUGGUCAGAAAGGAAUGACGGGAGACAUUGCCUAUGGCCCCCCAGGCCCCCCAGGAAAGAGAGGUCCUUCCGGAGUGCCAGGGUCCAAAGGACACAGAGGUGAUUCAGGACGUCCAGGGUUUGCAGGGCCAGCCGGCAAGCCCGGAUCCCCAGGUCUCAAAGGUCCCAGAGGCAGAGAGGGAAGCUCUGGGUUUCAAGGUAUCCCGGGUCCACCUGGCCAUUCCUGCAAAAGAGGCGCCCCAGGGAUACCAGGGCAACCGGGGCUCCCCGGGGCCCCAGGCAGUCCAGGUGCCCCAGGUUGGAAAGGACACAGAGGGGAUGUGGGGCCUCCGGGUCCAGCUGGAAUGAAAGGUCUCCCUGGAAUCCCUGGACGGCCAGGGGCAGAGGGACCCCUAGGAUUCCCAGGAGUCCCAGGCCCCUUAGGGGAUGAUGGACUGCCUGGUCUUCCAGGCCCGAAGGGACCCCAGGGGCUGCCUGGCUUCCCCGGUUUUCCAGGGGAGAGAGGAAAGCCUGGCCCAGAGGGACGCCCUGGCAGCAAGGGGGAACCGGGAGAGGAUGGUCGGCCUGGCUUCUUCGGAGACCAAGGUGUGAAAGGUGCCAAAGGAGCGAGAGGACCCCCAGGAGAUGAAGGAGAGAUGGCUGUCUUUUCCCAAAAGGGGAAAACCGGGGAACCCGGACCUCCAGGAGAUGAUGGAUUCCCAGGAGAAGAAGGUGAUAAAGGCAAUCCAGGGAUGCCGGGGAGGAGAGGAGAGCCUGGAAGAUCCGGAGCACCUGGAUUUCACAGAGGGGAGCCCGGGAGAACCGGGCAACCAGGGCUUCCUGGCCCCCCAGGCCCCCCAGGCUCACCUGGGCUGAGAGGGAUUAUUGGUUUUCCGGGAUUUCCAGGUGACCAGGGUGAGCCAGGUUCUCCAGGGUCCCCUGGACUUUCAGGAAUUGAUGGAAUGAGAGGACCUAAAGGAAGCAAAGGUGACCCUGCAAGUCAGUUCGGCCCACCAGGUCCAAAGGGUGAACCGGGUAGCCCUGGAUGUCCAGGACAUCUUGGAGCACCUGGAGAGCAGGGCUUGCCCGGUGUUCAAGGGCUCAGAGGACCACCUGGAAGGCCAGGAUUACCUGGCUUCUCCGGACCACCAGGGUGUCCAGGUAAUCAAGGGGUGCCUGGGCUGACAGGGCCUCCAGGAGAAACAGGGGAUCCUGGGCCAAGAGGCAUGAUGGGAGAUCCAGGGCCACCAGGUCUUCCAGGAAUAAAAGGUCCCUCCGGGUCACCGGGUCUGAACGGCUUGCAUGGUUUAAAGGGUCAGAAAGGAGCCAAAGGUGCUUCAGGUUUGCACGAAGUGGGCCCACCCGGUCCAGUGGGCGUACCUGGGCUGAAAGGGGAGCCGGGAGACCCUGGGAGCCCGGGAAUUUCUCCCCCAGGCCUUUCUGGAGAAAGAGGCCCCCCCGGCCCCCCAGGGAGACCUGGAGCCCCUGGUCCUGCAGGUGCCACAGGAAAAGCUGCUGAAGGUCACGUUCCUGACCCAGGUCCACCCGGAGAUGUGGGUCCUCCUGGCCCCGAUGGUCCGAGAGGAGCACCCGGGCCCCCAGGCCCCCCCGGGAGCGUUGACCUUCUGAGAGGGGAACCAGGAGACUGUGGGCCGCCGGGGCCUCCAGGUCCCCCGGGCCCACCCGGCCCUCCAGGACACCAAGGCUUCCCAGGAUGUGAUGGAAAAGAUGGCCAGAAAGGACCAAUAGGAUUCCCGGGGCUGCAGGGGCCUCAGGGACUUCCUGGGCUCCCUGGGGAGAAGGGUCUGCUGGGCAUUCCAGGCCAGCGAGGGCACCCCGGUCCUCCAGGUUCCAGAGGUGAACCAGGGCCACCUGCAGAUGUGGAUUCGUGCCCCCGCAUCCCCGGGCUUCCUGGGGUACCAGGCCCAAGAGGACCAGAAGGAGCCAUGGGGGUCCCUGGAAGGAGAGGGCCCCCAGGACCAGGGUGCAAAGGAGAGCCGGGACUGGAGGGCAGGAGGGGCGAGGCCGGCCUCCCAGGGCCUCCCGGGCCUCCCGGAAGCACAGGGGACGCAGGAGAAGCCGGUUGCCCCGGAGCACCAGGGCCCCCCGGACCCAUUGGGGACCCUGGGCCCAGAGGGUUUGGGCCUGGAUACCUCAGUGGCUUCCUCCUGGUUCUCCACAGUCAGACGGAUGGGGAGCCCGCCUGCCCCGCGGGCAUGCCCAGGCUCUGGACGGGCUACAGUCUGUUAUACCUGGAAGGACAGGAGAAGGCCCACAAUCAGGACCUUGGUCUGGCAGGGUCUUGCCUUCCCAUGUUCAGCACCCUGCCCUUUGCCUACUGCAACAUCCACCAAGUGUGCCACUACGCCCGGAGGAACGACCGGUCCUACUGGCUGGCCAGUGCCGCGCCCCUGCCCAUGAUGCCGCUCUCAGAGGAGGAGAUCCGCCCCUACAUCAGCCGCUGUGCCGUGUGCGAGGCCCCAGCCCCCGUGGUGGCGCUGCACAGCCAGGACCGGUCCAUCCCGCCGUGUCCACGGAGCUGGAGGAGCCUCUGGAUCGGGUACUCGUUCCUGAUGCACACAGGGGCUGGAGACCAAGGAGGAGGGCAGGCCCUCAUGUCCCCCGGCAGCUGUCUGGAAGAUUUCCGAGCCGCACCGUUCCUCGAAUGCCAAGGCCGACAGGGAACUUGCCACUUUUUUGCAAAUGAGUAUAGCUUCUGGCUGACGACGGUGAGGCCUGACUUGCAGUUUUCCUCGGCACCAUCACCAGACACCUUGAAAGAAAGCCAGGCCCAGCGCCAGAGAAUCAGCAGGUGCCAGGUCUGCAUGAAGUACGGCUAGGGAACCCACAACUCACCAACAUGUCUCCAGGAGAAACUUCCUCGGGGGCCCCAGGAGCCCCAGAUGUGCUAAGAGAUUAAUGGUGCUCAUUUCAGACUCCAGUUUCAGCGGUCCCUUAUGUUUCCAUGCGGCUAUUCCCGCCAUCCCAUCAUUCCUCCCUCUGUUCGGGACAGAUUAAGGAAAUGCUCCCCUAUGGAUUUGUUUGGACCUACCAACCUAGAUGAAGCCCAGAUAUUCUUAUGUUUUGGAGGAUGAUGGAAGAGCUGGUUUUAUUUAAAAUUAUGCUAAUUUCACAGGAAGGCAAAGAGACGAUAAAGGCCAGAUUACAAAUUACAUUACUGAAAACUUCCCUCAUUGGUUAACAGCACGUCAAGCAAUUGAAGUCAAUUACUCUGUGAUACGGUGGGCUUCUGGAUGGGUUUUGCAGGAAAAAAUAAAUAGGCCAACAAAUGAAACUAGAGAGUAGAGAUUUCCAACAUCUCAGAGUGAUUCCCUCUGUAAUCUGUUUCCCCGUGCACUUUAAAUAAUUGUAAAGCUGUGACCCAAGGAGAGGUAGAAGAAAACCCACACCGCCAGCCUUAACGGUUCAUUUCAAAGCAGAAUGAAUCAUUAUGCCAGGAAGGACCACAGUUGCUGAAUUCGGGAGAUGUUACAUUAGCAUAGACACAUCACAGAUGAACAUAAAACAUGUUGUCUUCUGCAGUUUUUUCAGAGAAUGGAAGGGCCUACUUUGGCAACCCUUUUGAAAACUAGCGUUUAUGGGGGAAAAAUAUAUUCAAUAAGGGAUUAAGAGCCUAAGAGCUGUUAAUGAAUAUUGAGGCAGUGAUUCACAAAAAAAAAAAUUGACUCCCCGUGGCAGUGAACUUCCAAGCAGACAGCACUUCCCCAGUCGGGGUCCAGCCAGCCUUCGGUGUGCGCGCACUAAUGGGACUGAAGCCACAUGGGGCUUCCUCAGGCGCGUGCAGCUCACACAAAGCCUCCUGCCCCUUCCCCAGGAGCACCUGCAGAGCUGCCUCGAAGCCCACCCGGGGACGCUUUUCCCCCAAAACAUAAUGGCAUUUUAUACAGGGAAGUGACAGCGUUAUCAUUACGCACUUGGGAGAAAAUUAAGGGCCGGCUUAAUUAAACCUGGGUAAGAGGAGUCAUUUAAGUCAUGGUCACCCCACCAGGAGGAUAUGGUGCUAUUUGAAAAGAAACAAAAACAACCUACAGACUGAAUUGUACGUUCCUAUUCCUGGUUUUUACAGAAGUAUCUUGUUUUGCCAAUUUGAAAACCAUUCUUCUUCUUCUUCUUCUUCUUCUUCUUCUUCUUCUUCUUCUUCUUCUUCUUUUCUUCUUCUUCUUCUUCUUUUUUGUCAGUAUUCUACUAAGGCGGCAGUUUGAUGCUUGGCAUUAAUAUAUUCUAUAAAAGUUUAGAAGAUAUGUCAAUUUAUGAUGAGUGGUUUUCUGAAUAGCAAAGGGAUACAUUUCCUAUUCUGGUAGGGAUUCAGGGGCCUAAUCCUAAAAAUCAGAAAGCUUGUGGGAAAUAAAUGAUGGGAAACCUGCCUUCCUCCUUCAAAAACAUGUCAUUUUGGAAGAAAAAAAAAAAAACGAGGAAAUGUCUCGUGAGCACGUGACACUCAUUUUCGUGCUUAGUCUCAACCCACUUAAAAAUAAUUGAGAGAAGAAAAACUCAAUUAAAAUUUUGUUUACAAGAGUUGUUUUCUUUGCCAAACAUUGAUUAGCAAUGAGCUCUUAUAUGUAGAACGUAUUUCAAAUGAGUCUUGCUAUGGGCUACUCCCAGGAUGGCAAUUUAUUUUAAUACUUUCCAGUAAAAAGGAGGAAAAAAAAAUGUACGCUUUAAGAUGAAAGCAGAGUAUUUCCUAGUUCGUUUGACCCAUAUACUGAUUAUUUUUAAUCAUACUAUGGCAUAUUAAAUAUUUUUGAACACCUGAAAUUUAAGCCAAUUUCAACCUCGUUUAUAAUUACAUUUUCCUGCUUCCUCAGGCUUAUUAUAUGUUGUCACCAAACAUCAAACCUUCUAAAAUUUCAUCUUGUUCAUUUGUGAAUUUGGUCUGAGAGCAUUUCCUGAGAAGAGAUAGGGUGAUAAAUAGAACGUUAGAGACAUACCUUGCUUGCGGAAGUAUUUUUUUUUAAGAUUUUUAUUUAUUUAUUCAUGAGAGACGCAGAGAGAGAGGCGGAGACACAGGCGGAGGGAGAAGCAGGCUCCAUGCAGGGAGCCCGACGUGGGACUCGAUCCCAGGACCCCAAGAUCAUGCCCUGAGCCAAAGGCAAGACGCUCACCCUCUGAGCCACCCAGGUGCCCCUGAAGUAUUUUAAAGACAUCAGAAUAUUAUCCUAAUAAGCUUGCCAAAUACAUCUUAAGACACAGGUUGAAUCAAGUGGGCGAUUACUCCACGGUGAGCCUGGGAUUGUGUUUGAGGCUGGUUGUUCAAAAUACUGACAUUGCAAGAGCCCCUCUCUGAAUGCUACACAGUUGUUGCCUUCGGAUUUUGAAAAAUUAUUUUAACUGGUCUAAAGAGCAACACGGUGGAAGAAAUCACUCCUUGGGUUAGAAGACUCUGCUCGCCUCACCCGUUUAUGCAUCAGUGUACUUUGAAAUAUCCUUUCUGUGUGAAGGAUGAGCAAAGCUUUAGGGUGGUUCUAAUCCAGGGCUGGUCAUGAGCCUUCUCCAACUUUCCUUCCCAGGAGCCCCCUCCCCCACCUCCUGGCUGGAAUGCACCUGGAUUGUGCAGGGGGUCACAGGGCGGCAGGGGGCCGUCUGUUUCCUCCUGGUCUCUUAUUCUCCAUGAGUGGAGCCCAUCCAUGCAACCUGUCCAGGUACCCAGCCUCUGUGCUGCGAGUGGUGGGUGGCUCAUUCUUUCUCAUCUUCCCCAGACCUAAAAACUCAGAGACUCCUUCCUGGGGAUUGCUGCGUACCCCCCGCCCCCGGCCUCAUGGCACCUUUGUCCUUGCCCCAUACUCUUGAUGGGCAAACAGCUCCCACUGGAUGCCUCCACUGUCUAACGCCAGUCCUUUCUCCACGAGGCAAACUUGAUUUUGUUUUUAGAAAUGGGUUAAAUAUCAUUCAAUGACUCCUGAAAUCCAAGUGACUUCCCGUGGGGUGACAGGCUGCCAGGCUGCCGGCAGCUCACCUGUACCCUCAUCCCAGAGGCGUGUCCCAGCUCUGUGACUUGCUCCUCUGCUCUUUCUCCCAGUGAUAAGUAAGUUUCUCCCCGCUCAACUAAGUUUACCUGGGACACUCUGCUCCUUUUGUUAAAAAAUAUUUUUGUUUGAAAGAUGUUAUUUAUGUGUGAGAGAGGGAGACAGCACAAGCAGAGGGAGCAGCAGAGGGAAAGGGGGAGAAGCAGGCUCCCCACUGAGCAGGGAGCCUGACGUGGGGCUCAAUCCCAGGACCCUGAGACCAUGACCUGAGCCAAAGGCAGUCUCUUAACAGACUGGGCCACCCAGGUGCCCCCACCUGCUUGUUUAAAGACUGAAUGAACUUCUGGGGGAGGGUGUACGAAUUUCCCCAUGGAGACUUGGAGUCCCUUUCAGUGCUCCCAGUUCAACAACUGGGCCUGGCCGCUCUCAGGCUCCCUCCUCGCUCCUGUGAGGUCUCAUCACGCCUCCUCCGUGCUCUUGCUAAAAUGCAAGCCCCUCGAGGGCAGGGCCAUGCUUUGCUCAGCUUUGUACACCCCGUGCCUACGGGGAGCUGAGUGCAAUAUUGAUAGUUGCAAUAUUGAUAGGUUCAAUGACAGUUCAGUGAGUAUCGUUAGGCGUUAGGUCUGUGCACAUAGGGUUCUCGUGGACAAAAUGGUAAGAGAAACCAUUUCUUAUUUCUUUUUUAUUUUUUUAUUUUUUUUUAUUUUUGAUAGUCACACACAGAGAGAGAGAAAGAGAGGCAGAGACAGAGGGAGAAGCAGGCUCCAUGCACCGGGAGCCCGACGUGGGACUCGAUCCCGGGUCUCCAGGAUCGCGCCCCGGGCCAAAGGCAGGCGCUAAACCGCUGCGCCACCCAGGGAUCCCCCAUUUCUUAUUUCAAACCAUUUCUUAUUUCAAAACAUUUGAAUGUGCCAAUGUACCUGCACACCCCGAAUCUCCUCUUAACAGUUCUUGACAGAAAGCCAAUGGAUGGUCUUUAACCAUUAUCGCUCCCUGAAAUAUAGCUUACUUUUCUAAAACUGAAAUUUCAGAAACGAUGGGAUCCAUGAGAUUUGGCUGAGAGAAGGCUCCUCACUGAAAUGUGACCAGACUCAACUCCUGCUGUAGCCUGUCCUCCCUCCUCAUGUAAGAGCUUCCUAGUCAAGAUCACGCCGAUGAAGUUUGUGUUUGUGUGUUUGGUGCUUAGGAAAAUAGUCCAUGGGACGGUCCACGAAAACUGGAUUUUUAUCAUAUUUUGAGCCUCUUACAGAUUAUAACAAAGCAAACCGUUCUGUGUGUUCCAGGGAGUUGCAUUAGAGGUGUUUCUAUCAACCCACCAAGAAUUUGGUAAUUCUUUACUUUCAUUCGGUAUGACCGCAAGAAUAGUGGGAAAAUAUGGGUUUUGGAGUUGGUUGGAAUCUGGCUCUGUCACUUUCCAGCGGGGUCACCCGGGGUGAGUUACACCUACUGUCUGAACCUCAUUUUCCUCAUUUAUAAAAUGGGACAUAACACCUACUCUUACAUUGAAAAUUGAGUUAGAUUAUAUGUCUAGCAUACAGCAGUCAUUAUGCAUUUAUUCUGGUCACAUCUUUUUACAACAAUUUAAUAUGAAAAAAACAUUUCUUGUUUUUUUGUUUUGUUUUGUUUUGUUUUUGGUCCAUAGUAGAAUUGUAUCAUGAUUCUUACGGGGCAUGGAAAUUACUGAUUAGAAUUAUUUAUAUCUGGCCAAUUCAUAGUGUCUUUGGGAAUGUUAUUUUAUUUCAAUUCUCAAAGUUACUAUAACCUGUCCCCCCCUCCCCCAAAAACACACACACAAAUCACAAUUUCCUACAGGGACAUUAUCAGGAAGUUCUGCAGGGAACAAAACAAUCGACAUUAAAAAUCAGUCCUCUGCAAUUGUCACUGUUAUUAUCUGCCAGAGACUCUGCAUAAUGCAUUUUAAACCACCAAGACUGGCUGCCACAUCCAUGUGAAAUGCUUGAAUUUAUGGUGCUUAAAUAUUUAACGAUUCAUAGGAGAAAAUGUGAGAUGUGUCCAAUAAAUUGCAUCCCUUUCUCUAACCUGUGGUUGUAAAGUAUAAAGACUUUCAAAUGUAACAUUUGCAGGAUACCUGGUCGGUUAUUGACACCUAAAUCUUUGUUGUAUUACAAGUUAUAAUAUUGUUCAUUAUAUAUAAAAUUCUGUGAUGACCUC